AUGUCGGUGCCUGAGCAGGAUGAGACACCUUUGAGGCAUCGCUCGCAUAAAGUCUAUGUGUAUCGCCUGACUCACAACGUAACAGAGCGGCACUUGGAGGAAAUAUUUGGCUUCUAUGGUGAGAUUUCUCGAUUACGUCUGUACGCUGCUGUUCACAAGCAACCUCACGCCGUCAUAGAAUAUGAAAGCGAGGCCGGCGCAGAUCUAGCGAUCAUUCAUAUGGAUGAGGGACAAAUUGAUGGAUCUUGCGUGCGUGUCACUCUAACAGAAGAACCUGAAAGGUGCGUUCUGCCGCCUCGGCCUUCGCAGCGGCGCCAAGGACGUCGGGCGAUCGACCAUGGGUGGGGCCGUAGGGCCGACGUGCGUCGUUCGCCUUUGCGUCGUUCACGCAGUGCGUCACCUUCCUAA
This is a messenger RNA of Malassezia restricta, 408 nucleotides long. RefSeq names its product RNA-binding protein with serine-rich domain 1-like protein. Lineage: Eukaryota; Fungi; Basidiomycota; Malasseziomycetes; Malasseziales; Malasseziaceae. Gene Ontology annotation, molecular function: RNA binding. Gene Ontology annotation, cellular component: nucleoplasm; ASAP complex; cytoplasm. The transcript has a single exon. Bases 1 to 408 code for a protein of 135 amino acids. Gene Ontology annotation, biological process: mRNA splicing, via spliceosome. The record is from RefSeq and is a predicted model, not a curated record.